Drosophila busckii is the source of this 1137-nucleotide messenger RNA. Its product is annotated as protein TIPIN homolog. The coding region runs from base 264 to 1124 and encodes 286 amino acids. The transcript has a single exon. Lineage: Eukaryota; Metazoa; Arthropoda; Insecta; Diptera; Drosophilidae. Gene Ontology annotation, molecular function: DNA binding. Gene Ontology annotation, cellular component: replication fork protection complex; nucleus. The record is from RefSeq and is a predicted model, not a curated record. Gene Ontology annotation, biological process: DNA damage response; replication fork processing; replication fork arrest.
CAUGACACCCCGAAUUAAAGUGAUAUUCAUGUAGAAAAUAAACAAAUAUGAAUUUAUAAUAUAGCAUUUGCAUAGCAGGGCAGCACAUUCCUUAUGUAACAAAGAGUUUUUUGUAUUUUCCUUGUCAGGUGGCAACGUGGUGAGCAGAGUGUGCGGCUGCGUGUGAAUGGUAAUUUUAAGAAGGAGAAAAAAGGCGGCAAAGCAAAUGCAAUUGUCCAAGUUUGUUGUGCCGUACUUGUUGUUUAGUGGUGGUUAUUGCUGUCAUGGCGUCCAUAUUUGGUGAAGACGGGGUUGACGACCUGUUCAAUGACAAUAUUGGUAAUGACAAUGAUCAACUACCAAGCGAUGGUGAAGCCGAUGCUGGUGAGAAAUUGUUUGGAGAUGAACAGGAGGAGGAGGGCGAAACGGCUGACUGCGCCGGCGCAGCGACAGCAAUAAAGCUUGAGCCGAAAAAACGCGCCGUGCGUAAUCCACGUCCUCGUCUUACUGUGGACACAUUGCGUGGUCCACGCGGUCUGCACACCAUAGAGGAUUACUACAAGGAUAUGAAAUAUAAAGGAAAAGGUUACGAAAAAACAGAUCUGGAUGAAAUACUGCGCCGUUUGCAGCACUGGGCCCAUCGCAUGUAUCCUAACUACACAUUCGAUGACGUGCUGAACAAUAUAGAACGUCUGGGCAAAAAGAAACCGCUUCAUGUGCACAUGGCUCGAUAUCGUCUCAACCAGCUGGAAGAGAUGCGUCUAAACCAGCAUGAGCUGCAAGAUAACGACGAUGAGCAACAGGAAGUGCUGGCCGAUGAACCCUUUGAUGAGUUUGAUGCUCUAUUGGGCGAGCAAAUUGCCAUGUCCAAGUUGGCGCCGCGCACCCCAGCACCUAAUCGUAGCAUAGCAACUAACAAUAGCACCUUGGUCACGCCUUCAUUUUCACGUAAUGCAGUAGUGAGCACGCCCUACUCCGUGGCUUCUCCCAUAGCCGAAGCGGACACAAGCGAUUACCAACCACUGCCACCCUCUCAGCCUGCUACGCCUAAGUUGUCAACGGAGCAGAUGGCGCGUAUUGCAGAGAAUCGUCGCCUUGCCCAGGAGCGACUACGUGCCAAGCAACAAAUGGAGGCAAACACUUAGUUUAAAAAAGAAU